This is a messenger RNA of Notechis scutatus (mainland tiger snake), 2055 nucleotides long. The record is from RefSeq and is a predicted model, not a curated record. NCBI's taxonomy places the organism in Eukaryota, Metazoa, Chordata, Lepidosauria, Squamata, Elapidae.
UCCUUCAGCCUAGACCCAAACAUUGCCCCCAUACGCCUAAAACCGAGGCGGGUGCCUUUUGCACUAUGGAAAAAAAUAGACGAGCAGCUUGACAAGCUCGUCAAACAGGGGGUUUUGCAGCCAAUUGACCACACCCAGUGGGAGACCCUCGCGAAGCUCGACCUGGCGCAAGCCUAUCAGCAGCUGCCGGUCGACGAAGAAACCGCCGAGGCACAAAUGAUAGUCACCCACCGGGGAGCGUUUCGUUUCAAGUUCCUGGGGUACCUCCUAGACCGACAUGGCAUCCACCCGACCGGAAACAAAAUAAAAGCCAUCAAGGAAGCCCCCAACCCCAAGAACAAAACAGAGUUGCAGGCAUUUCUGGGACUGCUAAAUUUUUACAAUGUGUUCUUGCCCCAAAAGGCGACCGCGGCGGAGCCUUUGCAUAGGCUGCUGGAUAAGAUGGCAAAAUGGACCUGGGGGACACGUGAGGAUGACGCAUUCAGGAAAACCAAGGACCUGCUAACCUCGGAUGCCGUCCUCAUACAAUACAAUGAGACUCUACCCCUCGUCGUCACAUGCGACGCCUCACCUUUUGGCGUCGGCGCCGUCCUCAGCCAUACCCUACCGGACGGAAAAGAAGCACCCAUUGCUUUUUUUUCAAGGACACUUAGCAAACCAGAAAGAAACUACAGCCAACUGGACAAGGAAGCCCUGCCCAUCGUUGCAGCAGUAAAGAAAUUCCACGAGUACCUUUACGGCCGCCGAUUCACCAUUAUCACGGACCACAAGCCGUUGCUGGGAAUCCUGGCGGGGAACAAGGACACCCCGAACAUCCUAUCCCCCAGGAUGACAAGGUGGUCCGAGUUCCUCACCGCCUACGACUACCGGCUCACACACCACCCCGGUAAGACAAUCACCCAUGCAGAUGCACUGAGCCGCUCGCCAUUACCCGACCUCGAUGACGACCCGGCCCCCACGACGACCACCCUCAGAAUAGAGGCAUUGCCCGACCUACCCAUAACCGCGUCAGACAUUGCCCGAGAGACUAAUAAAGACAAACGUCUGGCGUGGGUAUUGCAUUGGGUAGAAAAAGGGUGGCCGGAAAAAGACAACGACAAAUCGUUCAGGAUAUUCCGAAACCGCCAAACAGAACUGUCUUUGCAAAAAGGUUGUUUGUUAUGGGGGGACAGGGUGGUCAUACCAGAAAAACUACAAGGGAAAGUAUUAAAACUUUUGCACGAAGGGCACCCGGGCAUCGUACGAACAAAAGCCUUGGCCAGAAGCUACGCUUGGUGGCCAGGCAUGGACAAGGAAAUUGAGGCUUGGGUGGCCAGGUGCUCACGCUGCCAAGAAACCAGACCAAAUCCCCCUGCCGCACCGAUACUAGAAUGGGAGACCCCCAGGGGGCCAUGGUCCAGAAUACAUAUAGAUUUUGCCGGCCCCACAAGAGGAAACACAUUCCUCAUCACGGUGGAUGCUUACUCCAAUUGGCUGGAGGUAAGCAACAUGAAAACCACCACAACAGAAGCUGUCACCAGGGUACUCAACAAACUGUUCGCGACCCACGGUCUCCCGGAUGUCAUCGUGUCAGACAACGGGCCCCAAUUCACCUCGCUGGAAUUCGAAAAAUUCCUAGCAGAACGGGGCAUACGACACGCACUGACAGCGACGGCACAUCCGGCGGCCAAUGGUAGGGCAGAACGGAUGGUCCAAUUUACAAAGAAAACCAUCCAAAAAAUCGAACACGGGGACAUACAAGAAAAAAUAAAUAAAACGAUCCUAAUACAACAUAUAACCCCUAAUACAACGACAAACAAAAGCCCGGCAGAAUUACUGAUGGGGAGGAAACUAAGGUCCCCACUCGACAGACUGCACCCCACAUACAACCCGGAAAAAUCCCCAGACUCAUCAAGCAAACACCGGGCAUUUGCACCAGGCGAUGCAGUCUAUGCAAAAAACCUUACCGGAGACCCACUAUGGGUACCGGCGACCAUAACCCAACUAACAGGCCCCCACUCCUACAGGCUGCAAACAACGGACGGACAAUCAUGGAAACGCCACAUCGAUCAGUUA